CCGGCCGGGGGCGCCGCCGGCUCCUGGUGCCUCGCUCGUCUCCUGCGCUCGUAGGAGCGCUCCGAGUGCCUCUUUAGCGAGAGCCAAUAUCCUUUUGUGCUAAUAGGUUUGUCCUCAUUUGCUGCCUAAUUGGACUAUAUAAAGCCAAUAACAGGCGGGGUCUUGUAGCCCGAAGCCAAAGCGCCAAAAUCCGAGGGAAAGCGAGGAGGGGGUGGUGGCGGAGGCGGCUGCGGGGCCGGGGCUCGGCUGCGCCUUCGUCUGCCUAAUCCCAUUUGCCAUUGUACGCGCCCAAUCGCCGUAUACUCCCCGCAUUUAACUUGGAUGACAUUUUGAUUUCAUCAUUAGCAUCCGGCGCCGGAUUGACGCAGCCCCAAGCCGGGGACUGCUCUUGCUGCCUCCUCCCCGGGAGCGCAGCCGCCGCCGAGCCGCCUCGCUCCCUCCGAGCCGCGGCCGGGUCGCUCCCCGCCCCUGGGGACCCCUCCCCCAUGCGAGCCCGCCCCGGCCCGGUCCUCACCCCGCCCUCCUGCGGCUCGGUUUGCGCCCGGGGCGGCCCCCGACUUUGCGCCCCAUAGUUGAGUCCCGUUUAUGUUCUGAUUUCCGGCCGCUCGCCUGCUCCCCCGGCCACCUGCCUGUCCCGCUCGCUCCCACCCGGGGACCCGGAGGAGAGGGGACCAUGCCGGAGCCCGGGCCGGAAGCCUCGGGCACCGCCAGCACUCAGCCCCCGCCGCCGCCACCACCUCUACCUCCUGCGCCUAAGGAGUCCCCGUUCUCCAUCAAGAACCUGCUCAACGGAGACCACCAUCGGCCGCCCCCAAAGCCUCAACCGCCCCCAAGGACUCUCUUCGCGCCAGCCUCCGCAGCUGCCGCCGCCGCCGCUGCCGCCGCUGCAGCCAAGGGGGCCCUGGAGGGCGCCGCGGGCUUCGCGCUCUCGCAGGUGGGCGACCUGGCUUUCCCCCGCUUUGAGAUCCCAACGCAGAGGUUUGCCCUGCCUGCGCACUACCUGGAGCGCUCCCCGGCCUGGUGGUACCCCUACACCCUGACCCCCGCCGGCGGCCACCUCCCGCGACCUGAAGCCUCGGAGAAGGCCCUCCUGCGAGACUCCUCCCCCGCCUCAGGCACUGACCGCGACUCCCCGGAGCCCCUGCUCAAGGCUGACCCCGACCACAAGGAGCUGGACUCCAAGAGCCCGGACGAGAUCAUUCUGGAGGAGAGCGACUCGGAGGAAGGCAAGAAGGAGGGCGAGGCGGCGCCGGGUGCGGCCGGGGCGAGCGUAGGGGCGGUGUCUGCGACGCCGGGCUCUGAGGACUGGAAGAAGGGCGCCGAGAGUCCUGAGAAGAAGCCCGCGUGUCGCAAGAAGAAGACGCGCACCGUCUUCUCGCGCAGCCAGGUCUUCCAGCUCGAGUCCACCUUCGACAUGAAGCGCUACCUGAGCAGCUCCGAGCGCGCCGGCCUGGCCGCCUCGCUGCACCUCACUGAGACGCAGGUCAAGAUCUGGUUCCAGAACCGCCGCAACAAGUGGAAGCGGCAGCUGGCCGCGGAGCUGGAGGCGGCCAACCUGAGCCACGCCGCGGCGCAGCGCAUCGUGCGCGUGCCCAUCCUCUACCACGAGAACUCGGCAGCCGAGGGCGCGGCAGCCGCGGCCGCGGGGGCCCCGGUGCCGGUCAGCCAGCCGCUGCUCACCUUCCCGCACCCUGUCUACUACUCGCACCCCGUGGUCUCGUCCGUGCCGCUGCUACGGCCGGUCUGAGGGCCGAGAGGGGAGGUGGAGGGAGUGCCUGGUCACCUUCCCGGAUCCAGGAGGAAACUGGGCCGGGCCGGGCGGAGGGUGCGGAAACGUCCAGCGGCCUUGGGAACCCGGGCUUCGGCGCACUGCCUGGCCCCCCUCCCCAAUCGGUAGCGUUUUGUAAGUAUUUGCAAUGCAUUUUCGUGCAAUUCAUCCCUAAUGGAUUUGAGGCGCUUCUCCUCUUAUUUCUGAUUUUGGUUACUAAUUAAGAGAAAGCAGGAAAAAGACAAAGUGUCCAGGUCAAAUAUUUUGGCUGAAAGCUUUUUGUGAUAUGUGCAGCCCUACCCCUAAGUUUGCAUUGCGCUGUGACUUUUGGGUUUUCUUUUUGUAGAAGGAAAGUAAGCGCAAAACCCCAAUAAUCCCUUUAGUUUAUUCACUUUCUGUAGAAUACUGAGAAUCCAGAGGGAAAGAAUGAAUAGGGUAGUUCUUUUAUUUUUGGAUUUCGGGGUGUGGUUCUUCCUCCCUGCCCCUAACCAGUUACCUCUCCGGUUUUCAGAAUCCGAGCAGCUUCUCAUGAGAACCUCUUUUGGGGCCGCUUUUUUCUUCAGGAAAGGUCUGGCAAUUAACCUCUUCAUCUGUCUCACUUUGUGAUGGAAGAAUCCUCUAACUGUUUAAAGGGAAAAGAUAAAACAGCCAAAAAUCAGGACUCUGAAAACUGAAACAGUUCCACCUCUAGUCUGGUUUGAGUGCUGUUAUUUAUUAGUAGCAUUGAUUUGGGGAAUUUCACCUACCAGUAAAUUAUUAAUAUUACUAUUACUUGUUCCCCGUUUUUGAGAGAAUGGUUUUAGUAUUUUUAAAAAAUUGUAUCUUUUGUCCUCUCCCCCCUACAUUUUUGUUCUGCAGUAUCUAUUUUUUUGACCUGUGCAAUAUUGUACACAAUUUCCUGAAAGCUCUGCUUCUUUGUCCAGGAGGGAAGCAGACUUUUUGGCAGUGUAAUCAGUCACUUGUGUAGAAAGAGAAAAUUAAGCAGACAAAAAAGAGGAAGGAAGAAAACAAGGAUAGGUAGCAAUGCUCAAAGGAGUUAGGUCUACUGGAGCGCUUUAAGUGAAGGACAAUCAAUUUAGGAGAAUUUUAAUUUAUUUGAUAAUUGUACAGAUUUCUUGUAAGAUGCACCCUCAAUUCCGCAGGGCUUUCUGCUCUGCCACCCCCUCUGUUUUCUUUCUGUCUGCUACACCUGUUGGUCUGCAGUAGUUUGUUUCCCCUAAUCUCUCUUUCCUCUGCCAGGAUCAGUCCCUUUUUAAGAAAAAGAGAAAAAAAUUCACAAAAUAUUGUUACACUUAAUGUUGUCGUGAAAUUUAAUUAAUUAAAAAGAAAAGAAAAACGAAGCUUUUCAUGUUGCCAGAGUGUGUAACUUUGGAUAAUUUUUCCCGGAGCAGGUGUCUCCUAAACUCUUUUUGGUCUCGCUCUCUGGCUGCCUCUGUGCUUAAGUCCGUCCUGGAUGCACACCCCUAUAAUUCAGCAGGCGGCAGAGACAGAGGCGGCUUUGUUUGUGACGAGGGGCGCUCUCUCCCCUGUGUCUUCCAAGGGUUGAAACACCCUAGGAGCAGGGAAGACUGAGAAGCGGAGUGGGUAAAGACCUAGUUUUACCUAGUUUUCGGAGACUGAGCAAAGCAGCAGCCACUUUAAAGAGAUCUGUUAUUUCUGAGCACAGGGCUGCAGCCUUGCGUUCAGUUCCUAACACAUGGCUCCUUCAAAAGCGAGUUUCUGGGCAGGGCAUCAUUAAGAUACCUAGCUAAGAACUUGGUGGCUCCAGUUGCCCCCAGUGGUGUUAGAGGAAAGAAGCGAGUAAGUUGAGUUUCACUUCAACAGGAGACUGAUCAUCAAGACCAGCUGGGAGAGGCCUGGCCUCGAGAGGGCAGCCUCCGGGAAAGCCACCCAGCUCUCGGGACUGUGACUACCAUUUCUAGGACGGGGAGGCUUUAGCGGUGCUUGAGGGGAAUUGCGACUGUCCAGAUGUGCUAGGUGCUAGAGAACAGAAGCCACCUGGCUGCGGCUGCGGCUGCGGCUGCGGAAACGGAGAGGACUGUAUCCCUUUCCAAUUAGGGUAUCUCUGUCCACCGACGCUCAACACCUUGAGGGUGGCCUUUCUGGGUCCCCACGUCCAGACCGACUCCCGAAGCACAAUGCCGGGCGCGCAGCCAGCACAGUCUCAGUGCGCAGCCUAAGAGGCAAGGCUCGCGCCGCGACCCCGGGAAGAGCUGGUCAGCCCGCGGGAGCAGGUGCUCAGGCUUUCGUCGUCAACCCAGCGGGCUGCCUGCCUUCAAGCUGGAGAUAUGCAUGCACCCCCCGCCCCUUGCAGUGCACUUUGAAGCUUGGGAGCCGGAAGCGGGAGACAAGGAAGGUAAAGGCUGAGAAGUUUCCGGAGGGAGAAGCUUCCUGCCAGAUGCGACCGCUGGAGAGCGCCUUUCAGUACCCCCUUUCCCCGGUGCAUCGCCAGGCUCCUCAAAUUUAGUCGACACAAUUGAUUCUACUGUGGCUGAAACGUCCAGUAUCAUUUUCUGUUGAUGGAAAACCGCCCCCAAAUAAACCAGCACGCUUAUUUAUGGCAAAAUUUUAGUCCGGGUUCCAGUGAAGAUAGAUCUACCUUUAUUUCCCUCUGGUUUGGAAUAAAAACGAGGGCAUGUGUCGUAAAUGAAAAAUAAACAGAAAUUCAGGGUCAAAAUAUGUUGUUCCUUGUGUUACCUGCAAACAUAGUGAUGCCUUUUAUUGUUGGCAAUACUAACUGCGGGACA
Heterocephalus glaber (naked mole-rat) is the source of this 4515-nucleotide messenger RNA. RefSeq names its product H6 family homeobox 3 (gene Hmx3). Gene Ontology annotation, molecular function: RNA polymerase II transcription regulatory region sequence-specific DNA binding; DNA-binding transcription factor activity, RNA polymerase II-specific. NCBI's taxonomy places the organism in Eukaryota, Metazoa, Chordata, Mammalia, Rodentia, Bathyergidae. Gene Ontology annotation, cellular component: nucleus. The record is from RefSeq and is a predicted model, not a curated record. Gene Ontology annotation, biological process: regulation of transcription by RNA polymerase II.